Messenger RNA from Phoenix dactylifera (date palm), 2926 nucleotides. Its product is annotated as SMAD/FHA domain-containing protein. Gene Ontology annotation, molecular function: protein binding. The record is from RefSeq and is a predicted model, not a curated record. Lineage: Eukaryota; Viridiplantae; Streptophyta; Magnoliopsida; Arecales; Arecaceae.
UCUUGGUCCCAACUCAAUCACACGACGUAGGGUUCCACCGACUCACAGGAGCUCGAGAAAACGAGAACAUCGUCACGGAAAAAGGCCAUCCGCUCCCUCGCCGCGCUACUUCUCCUCUCUCUUGCUCCUUCCUCCCGAUUCUCCGAAACCAUGAAGGUCCCCAUGGGUCCUCCCCCUCCUCGAAACCCUAACCCUAACCCUAAUCCUGCCCCUGAACCCCCGAUUGCAGAUCAAACCCUUGGCGACGACACGCAGACCAGUGCCCAGGAUGGAGCUCGCGCGGAGGAGACCAGUGCGCCGGCCGCGGAUUCAGUCCCGGAGGAACCCGAAAAACCUACCGGUAGCCCGGAUGAUAACCCCGAAUCUAAUUCCUCGGGAUCCCAACCCGGGAAAUUGGCAGUUCCUUACUCGAUUCCUCCGUGGAGCGAGCCCCCCGGUUACCCUUUCUUCCUCGAGGUCCUCAAGGACGGCACCAUCAUCGAACAAUUCGACGUGUCUUCCAAAGGGGCCUACAUGUUUGGACGCGUAGAUCUUUGUGAUUUUGUGCUGGAACAUCCAACUAUUUCUCGAUUCCAUGCAGUUCUGCAGUUUAAAAAAGAUGGUGAAGCUUUUCUUUAUGAUCUUGGUAGCACGCAUGGCACCUUCAUCAACAAAAUGCAGGUAAAGAAGAACAUAUAUAAAGCAGUCCAUGUUGGUGAUGUAAUUCGAUUUGGCCUCUCCACACGGUUAUAUAUCUUCCAAGGACCUUCUGAAUUAAUGCCAGCGGAAGGUGAUUUGGAUAAAAUACGAAGUGCUAAGAUUCAAGAAGAGAUGCUUGAUCGUGAAGCUUCACUUUUACGUGCAAGGGUUGAAGCUUCUCUUGCAGAUGGCAUUUCAUGGGGAAUGGCUGAGGAUGCAAUCGAAGAAGCUGCGGAGAAUGGUUCAGAUGAAGUAACAUGGCAAACAUACAAAGGGCAGCUUACUGAGAGGCAAGAAAAGACUCGUGGAAAAAUUAUAAAAAGAUUGGAAAAGGUUACAAACAUGAGGAAAGAGAUAGAUGCUAUUCGCGCAAAAGACAUUGCGCAGGGAGGCCUAACUCAAGGUCAACAAACACAGAUUGCUCGAAAUGAACAGAGAAUAUCACAGAUUAUGGAGGAGUUGGAGAGCUUGGAAGAGACUUUGAAUGAGAGCAUUCAAGAAAGUAUUGGUGCACGUGCUGGAAAGAUAGUCCGUGACAGGAAGAAAGGAAAUGUUGAGGAUGAAGAUGACAAGUUGAGUGAUGAUGAUGAGUUCUAUGACCGGACAAAGAAGAAGCCUUCUGCUCGAAAAUCUGGCGAAGAGAAGUCAGUUGAAACAGCCGAUACUCUUCUCGACAAAAAGGAAGCCAUUAUUAAUGAAAUGGAGAAGAUGAAAGAAUUGCUUGCAAAAGAGAGAGAGAAACUGGAGCCAAACAAUGAGAACAAUACAGAAGCUGCAGAUGACCUUGACACAUACAUGAGUGGGUUGUCAUCUCAACUAGUGCGUGACAAAGUCAUACAAAUGCAGAAGGAACUGUCUGAUCUUCAAACCGAGUUGGACAAGAUAAUGUAUUUGCUGAGAAUUGCUGAUCCAAUGGGAGAAGCUGCUCGGAAAAGAGAUGUGAAAGCACAAGUACCCGAGUCCAAACCAAGUACUAACAUCCUGAAACAACCUUCGUCUGCACAAAAGCAGGUCAUUGUGCCUAAAAAGCCUUCAACAGGUUCCCAGCCUGAGGAAACUUCCCAUUCCACACAAGCUGUGCAGCAUGCUGAAGAAGGUAAAGAUGCUUGCAAAGAGGAAAGUAAUGGAGCACCUGCAUUCGCCUCCAUGAAACCUCAGUGGCUUGGUGCCAAAAGGGACAUGGAACCAGAGGAGAACAAGAUAGUGGAAGCUCCUUUAGAUGAGUCAGACAAUUUUAUUGAUUACAAAGACAGGAAAAAGGCUCUUGCCUCAGUUGAUGAUGGUCAGGAGAUUGAACGUGCAGCUCCUGGUCUUAUUAUAAGGAAACGCAAGCCCAUUGACGAGCCUGGAGUCACCGUUGAUAAAGCUCCUAAAGUGGAUGGAUUGCCGUCAUCUGACACAUCGGCUGCUGAUGCUGUGGCUCUGCUGCUGAAGCACAAACGGGGGUACUUUGCUAUAGAUGAUGGACAUCAAAACCAUCAAUCGGAAAGUGAAGGUCAAGCGGGGAAGGAGGUGUCGCAGCCCAAACGGGUGCUUGGACCUUCAAGACCUACAUUUCUUGACAGCAGUCCAGAUUAUGAAUCAUGGAUGCCUCCGGAAGGACAAACUGGUGAUGGACGCACCUCAUUGAAUGACCGCUUGGGUUAUUGAUGAAUGGUAUUUCAAUGCAAUGAAGAUCUUUGCAAUGUUUCCUCUUAACGUUGGAAUUGUUAUUGAAGAAACGAGCAUCCCGAUGAAAGCAGCUUUGGAUAGCGGAUCAGCUUUUGGAUGAUGCCAUGAAAGUGAGCCUUGACUGCAAAUAUGGCCUUCAAAGAUCUGGCCCGCUGAUGCUAUUAUGUAUAAUAUGGUGCAAGCUCUCCCUAUACCCUAUGGUUAGGGUCAAUGCCUCAUUAAAUUUAGCAUUAAUCUGUUUGGCGGAUGGAUGACUCAUAAUCUCUGCCAGAUUUUGGCUUAAAGAUUAUGUUCCUGCAGCAAGUACGAAAUCAACGAUCUGUCGGCAAAGUUAAUGCUGAUUGAGAGUGUACGUGAACCCGUAAAUUGUAAUUAGAAUUGUAAAUUGACCUUUUCUUGGCCCUGUGGGCUUUGAAUGCGGGCCCAGGUUUACUUCAUACUAGUGCUAACGAUUGUGGAUCAGUAGAUGUUCAGGGCCCUUGUAGGGCUGAAUAUCCGCAUUUGUUUCCACUUUAGUAGAGGAAUAUGGAUGAGAAUAUUAAUUGAGUGCUAAAAUUUCUACUCUGUAUGUGUUUAA